AGGCAGGCAGCGGCCAAGAUUAUGUGACCUCAGAAAACCAGCUGCUUUACUACCCUAGUAUCACCUAUGCAAUCAUCGGUAGCUCUGUCAUUUUUGUACUCGUGGUGGCCUUUCUUGCCUUAGUCCUGCAUCACCAACGGAAACGCAACAAUCUCAUGACCCUGCCGGUGCAUCGACUGCAGCACCCUGUCCUGCUGUCCCGGCUGGUGGUCCUCGAUCACCCGCACCACUGCAACGUCACCUAUAAUGUCAACAAUGGGAUCCAGUACAUGUCCAGCCAAGCCUACCACAGGCCAUUGGACCUGGACUCUCCACCAUCCUAUUCGGAGGCUGUGCUUGAUCAAAGCAGACCACCUUGGUUUGACCUUCCUCCACCACCUUAUUGUUCUGAAUCUGAAUCCCCUAAUCAGCCAGAUCUUCCUCCUUACCAGUCCCGGACGGGAAGCUUGGUGAGCACAGACACCCCCAUGGCAGGAAGCCCUCUGGGCACAGCCGGCAGUUGGACAAGAGACAUCCAUGACAGCAUGGCUGACCACAGAACUCUUCUUGAGAGGAGAGCCGAUCAAAGCGAUUCUCCGGUCAACCACAUUGCUGAAAGAGAAUUGUAA
Messenger RNA from Pterocles gutturalis (yellow-throated sandgrouse), 608 nucleotides. RefSeq names its product low density lipoprotein receptor class A domain containing 3 (gene LDLRAD3). The annotation marks the transcript as partial. NCBI's taxonomy places the organism in Eukaryota, Metazoa, Chordata, Aves, Pterocliformes, Pteroclidae. The record is from RefSeq and is a predicted model, not a curated record. The transcript is spliced from 2 exons.